GGUCCGGUUCUCAAGAUAUCACGAAAUAUCCACAAUGCUGGUGCCCAACACGGCCAAGAUACCAUGCAACAAGAAGCAGCGGACCCCCAGGAUGCGCAAUUGGAAGCAUCUGAAGAUGAUCCGGAAGCUCUCGUUCGAACAACGGACUCCAGCGCUUCUUUACAGGUAGAAUAUAGUGUCCUUCUUUCCCCAACAUACCAGGUUCCCGUGCUGUAUUUUAUGUUGCGGUGUAACCAUCAGGGACCGGUUGGCAUAGACGCCGUCUACCAGAACCUGGUGCCAGACCAAUACAGAAAAGAACUGAAGAAUGUUGGUGUCAUGGGCGGUAUCAGUUUCGAUUAUCAUCCAGGGUCUGGCGCUCCGACAUUUUUUGUUCAUCCUUGCAACACCGCAGAUGCUAUGAGGGAUAUCGCAGGACAGCGGGGUAUCACACCCGACACCUACCUCCUCAUCUGGCUUGGGUUGGUCGGCAAUUGCGUGAACCUGCAUAUGCCGUGCGAGCUUUUUGCAACAAAUAGUAUGCAGGAAGAUACCCCAAUGCACCGUGGAUAG
Messenger RNA from Aspergillus wentii DTO 134E9, 552 nucleotides. RefSeq names its product ATG3/ATG10 family protein. Gene Ontology annotation, cellular component: intracellular anatomical structure. Gene Ontology annotation, molecular function: Atg12 transferase activity. NCBI's taxonomy places the organism in Eukaryota, Fungi, Ascomycota, Eurotiomycetes, Eurotiales, Aspergillaceae. The annotation marks the transcript as partial. The transcript has 3 exons. The record is from RefSeq and is a predicted model, not a curated record. Gene Ontology annotation, biological process: macroautophagy; protein lipidation; protein modification by small protein conjugation.